Odobenus rosmarus divergens (Pacific walrus) is the source of this 19371-nucleotide messenger RNA. It is a transcript of the gene KMT2D, whose product is annotated as myeloid/lymphoid or mixed-lineage leukemia 2. The record is from RefSeq and is a predicted model, not a curated record. Gene Ontology annotation, molecular function: transcription coactivator activity; histone binding; histone H3K4 methyltransferase activity. Gene Ontology annotation, cellular component: nucleus; MLL3/4 complex. Bases 1 to 16548 code for a protein of 5515 amino acids. NCBI's taxonomy places the organism in Eukaryota, Metazoa, Chordata, Mammalia, Carnivora, Odobenidae. Gene Ontology annotation, biological process: positive regulation of transcription by RNA polymerase II. The transcript is spliced from 54 exons.
AUGGACAGCCAGAAGCCGCCUGGUGAGGAUAAAGAUUCAGAACCGGCAGCUGAUGGACCUGCAGCGUCUGAGGAGUCAGGCACCACUGAGCCAGACCUUCCCAACCCACAUGUGGGGGAGGUCUCUGUGCCCAGUUCUGGAGGUCCUAGGCUUCAGGAGCCUCCCCAGGACUGCAGUGGGGGUCCAGUGCGGCGUUGUGCUCUCUGUAACUGUGGGGAGCCCAGUCUACAUGGGCAGCGGGAACUACGGCGCUUUGAGUUGCCAUUUGACUGGCCCCAGUGUCCAGUGGUGUCCCCUGGGGGGAGCCCAGGGCCCAACGAGGCGGCGCUGCCCAGUGAGGACCUGUCACAGAUUGGCUUCCCCGAGGGCCUGACACCUGCCCACCUAGGAGAACCUGGAGGGUCCUGCUGGGCUCACCACUGGUGUGCUGCGUGGUCGGCGGGCGUGUGGGGGCAGGAGGGCCCAGAGCUAUGUGGUGUGGACAAGGCCAUCUUCUCAGGAAUCUCACAGCGCUGCUCCCACUGCACCCGGCUCGGUGCCUCCAUCCCUUGCCGCUCCCCCGGAUGUGCGCGGCUUUACCACUUCCCCUGCGCGACUGCCAGCGGUUCCUUCCUAUCCAUGAAAACACUGCAGCUGCUAUGCCCGGAGCACAGUGAGGGGGCUGCACAUCUGGAGGAGGCUCGUUGUGCGGUAUGUGAGGGGCCAGGGGAAUUGUGUGACCUGUUCUUCUGUACCAGUUGCGGGCAUCACUAUCACGGGGCCUGCCUGGACACUGCUCUUACCGCCCGCAAGCGUGCUGGCUGGCAGUGCCCGGAAUGCAAAGUGUGCCAAGCCUGCAGGAAACCUGGGAAUGACUCUAAGAUGUUGGUCUGUGAGACGUGUGACAAAGGAUACCAUACCUUCUGCCUAAAACCACCAAUGGAGGAACUGCCCGCUCACUCUUGGAAGUGCAAGGCAUGCCGGGUAUGCCGGGCCUGUGGGGCAGGCUCAGCAGAGCUGAAUCCCAACUCUGAGUGGUAUGAAAACUACUCACUCUGUCACCGUUGUCACAAAGCCCAGGGAGGACAGCUCGUCAGUUCUGUUGCUGAGCAGCAUCCCCCUGUCUGUAGCAGGUUCUCACCCCCAGAGCCUGGCGAUACCCCCACUGAUGAGCCCGAAGCUCUGUACGUUGCAUGCCAAGGGCAGCCAAAGGGUGGGCACAUGACCUCUAUGCAACCCAAGGAACCGGGGCCCCUGCAAUGUGAAGCCAAACCACUAGGGAGAGCAGGGGCCCAACUUGAGCCCCGGUUGGAGGUCCCCCUAAAUGAGGAGAUGCCACUGCUGCCCCCACCUGAGGAGUCGCCCCUGUCCCCACCACCUGAGGAAUCGCCCACAUCCCCGCCACCUGAGGCAUCGCGCCUGUCCCCGCCACCGGAGGAAUCACCCCUCUCUCCACCGCCUGAGGAGUCUCCUCUGUCUCCUCCACCUGAAUCAUCACCUUUUUCUCCACUGGAGGAGUCACCAUUCUCUCCACCAGAGGAGUCACCCCCAUCUCCCCCACUUGAGACACCCCUCUCUCCACCACCUGAAGCGUCACCCCUGUCCCCACCGUUUGAAGAGUCUCCCCUGUCCCCCCCACCUGAGGAGUUGCCCACUUCCCCACCACCUGAAGCAUCUCGCCUGUCUCCACCACCUGAGGAGUCACCCAUGUCUCCUCCACCCGAAGAGUCUCCUAUGUCUCCACCACCUGAGGCAUCCCGUCUGUUCCCACCAUUUGAAGAAUCGCCCCUGUCCCCUCCACCAGAGGAGUCUCCCCUCUCCCCACCACCUGAGGCAUCACGUCUGUCCCCACCACCUGAGGACUCGCCCAUGUCCCCACCACCUGAAGACUCACCUAUGUCCCCCCCGCCUGAGGUGUCAUGCCUGUCCCCCCUGCCUGAGGUGUCACGCCUGUCCCCACCGCCUGAGGAAUCUCCCCUGUCCCCACCACCCGAGGAAUCUCCCACGUCCCCACCACCUGAGGCUUCACGCCUAUUCCCACCACCUGAGGACUCACCCACUUCCCCGCCACCUGAAGACUCACCUGCUUCUCCACCACCGGAGGACUUACUCGUGACCCUGCCGCUCGAGGAGUCGUCCCUGUUGCCACUGCCUGAGGAGCCACAACUCAGCCCCCGGCCUGAGGAGCUGUUCCUGUCCCCUCGGCCGGAGGAGCUGCGCCUGUCCCCUCGGCCGGAGGAGCCGCGCCUGUCCCCUGCACUUGAGGAACCAUGCCUGUCUCCCGCGCCUGAGGAGCUGCAUCUAUCCCCUUGGCUUGAGGAGCCGCGUCUGUCCCCCCGGACUGAGAAGCCAUGCCUGUCCCCUGCCCCUGAGGAGCUGCACCUGUGCCCUGGACCCGAGGAGCCCUGUCUGUCCCCCCGGCCUGAGGAGCCACGCCUGUCCCCCGUGCCUGAGGAGCCGCAGCUGUCCCCUGUGCCUGAGGAGCCGCGCCUGUCCCCCCGGCCUGAGGAACCGCGCCUGUCCCCUCGAUCUGAGGAACCGCACCUGUCCCCUCGACCUGAAGAGCCCCCUGAGGAGCCAGGCCUAUGCCCUGCACCUGAGGAAUUGCCCUUGUUCCUCCCACCUGGGGAGCCACCUCUAUCCCCCUUGCUUGGAGAGCCGGCCCUGUCUGAGCCUGGGGAGCCACCUCUGUCCCCUCUACCUGAGGAGUUGCCGUUGUCCCCAUCCGGGGAGCCAUCCUUGUCACCUCAGCUGAUGCCACCAGAUCCUCUUCCUCCUCCGCUCUCGCCCAUUAUCACGGCUGUGGCCCCGCCGGCUUUGUCUCCUUUGGGGGCGUUAGAGUACCCCUUUGGUGCCAAAGGGGACAGUGACCCUGAGUCGCCGUUGGCUGCCCCCAUCCUUGAGACGCCCAUCAGCCCUCCACCAGAAGCUAACUGCACUGACCCUGAGCCUGUACCCCCUAUGAUCCUCCCCCCAUCUCCAGGCUCCCCAAUGGGACCAGCCUCUCCCAUCCUGAUGGAGCCCCUUCCCUCUCGGUGUUCUCCACUCCUCCAGCAUUCCCUGCCUCCCCAAAACUCCCCUCCUUCCCAGGGCUCUCUUCCUGCUCUGGCACUGUCCAUUCCCUCCCCGCUGAGUCCCAUGGAGAAGGCAGUGGAGGUCUCAGAUGAGGCUGAGCCGCAUGAGAUGGAGACUGAGAAAGUCCCAGAACCUGAGUGUCCAGCCUUGGAACCCAGCCCUACUAGUCCUGUCCCCUCCCCCAUGGGGAACCUUUCCUGCCCUGCACCCAGCCCUGCCCCAGCUCUGGAUGACUUCUCUGGUCUGGGGGAAGACACAGCCCCUCUGGAUGGGACUGACACUCCUGGUUCACAGGCAGAGGCUGGACAGACCCCUGGCAGUUUGGCUGGUGAACUUAAGGGUUCCCCUGUGCUCCUGGACCCCGAGGAGCUGGCCCCUGUGACCCCUAUGGAGGUCUAUGGCCCAGAAGGCAAGCAGGCAGGGCAGGGUUCACCCUGUGAAGAGCAAGAGGGGCUACGUGUUCCAGUGGCCCCUACCCCACCCGCUCUCAUCAAAUCCGACAUCGUUAAUGAGAUCUCUAAUCUGAGCCAGGGCGAUGCCAGUGCCAGUUUUCCUGGCUCAGAGCCCCUGCUAGGCUCUCCCGACCCCGAGGGGGGCGGCUCCUUGUCCAUGGAGCUGGGGGUAUCUACAGACGUUAGUCCAGCCCGAGAUGAGGGCUCCCUGCGGCUCUGUACUGACUCGCUGCCAGAGACUGACGACUCGCUGCUGUGUGAUGCUGGGACAGCUAUUGGCGGAGGCAAAGCCGAGGGGGACAAGGGGAGGCGGCGCAGCUCCCCAGCUCGUUCCCGCAUCAAACAGGGUCGCAGUAGUAGUUUCCCAGGAAGACGCCGGCCACGUGGAGGAGCUCAUGGAGGACGUGGGAGAGGACGGGCCCGGCUAAAAUCAACUACUUCUUCCAUUGAGACUCUGGUAGUUGCUGAUAUCGAUAGCUCUCCCAGCAAGGAGGAAGAAGACGACGAUGACGACACCAUGCAAAAUACUGUGGUUCUCUUCUCCAACACAGACAAGUUUGUCCUCAUGCAGGACAUGUGUGUGGUAUGUGGCAGCUUUGGCCGGGGGGCAGAGGGCCACCUCCUUGCCUGUUCCCAGUGUUCUCAGUGCUAUCACCCUUACUGUGUCAACAGCAAGAUCACCAAGGUGAUGCUACUAAAGGGCUGGCGUUGCGUGGAGUGCAUUGUGUGUGAGGUGUGCGGCCAAGCCUCGGACCCCUCGCGCCUGCUGCUGUGUGAUGACUGUGACAUUAGCUACCACACGUACUGCCUGGACCCGCCACUGCUCACUGUGCCCAAGGGUGGCUGGAAGUGCAAGUGGUGUGUGUCUUGUAUGCAGUGUGGGGCCGCCUCCCCUGGCUUCCACUGUGAAUGGCAGAAUAGUUACACACAUUGCGGGCCCUGUGCCAGCCUGGUGACCUGCCCUAUCUGUCACGCCCCGUACGUGGAAGAAGACCUACUAAUCCAGUGCCGCCACUGUGAACGGUGGAUGCAUGCUGGCUGCGAGAGCCUCUUCACGGAGGAUGAUGUGGAACAGGCGGCUGACGAGGGCUUUGACUGUGUCUCCUGCCAGCCCUACGUGGUAAAGCCUGCUGCGCCUGUGGCCCCUCCAGAGUUGGUGCCUAUGAAGGUGAAAGAGCCAGAGCCUCAGUACUUCCGCUUCGAGGGCGUGUGGCUGACCGAAACGGGCAUGGCCGUGCUGCGUAACCUGACCAUGUCACCCCUGCACAAGCGGCGCCAGCGGCGGGCACGGCUCGGCCUCCCGGGCGAGGCAGGGCUAGAGGGUUCUGAGCCCUCAGAUGCCCUUGGCCCUGAUGACAAGAAGGAUGGGGACCUGGACACUGAUGAGCUGCUCAAGGGUGAAGGUGGCGUGGAGCACAUGGAAUGCGAAAUGAAACUGGAGGGCCCCGUCAGCCCUGAUGUGGAGCCUGGCAGAGAGGAGACCGAGGAAAGCAAGAAACGCAAACGCAAACCCUAUCGGCCUGGCAUCGGUGGUUUCAUGGUGCGACAGCGGAAAUCCCACACACGUGUGAAAAAAGGGCCUGCUGCACAGACGGAGGUGUUGAGUGGGGAUGGGCAGCCCGACGAGGUGAUGCCCGUGGACCUGCCUGUUGAGGGCCCUGUAGACCAGAGCUUAGCUGAUGGGGAUGAGAAGAAGAAGCAGCAGCGGCGAGGGCGCAAGAAGAGCAAACUGGAAGACAUGUUCCCUGCUUAUCUGCAGGAAGCCUUCUUUGGGAAGGAGCUGCUGGACCUGAGCCGGAAGGCCCUUUUUGCAGUUGGGGUGGGCCGGCCAAGUUUUGGACUAGGAACCCCCAAAGCCAAGGGGGAUGGAGGCUCAGAUAGGAAGGAGCUCCCCACCUCACAGAAAGGAGAUGAUUGUCCAGAUGUUGCAGAUGAAGAAUCCCGUGGCCCUGAGGGCAAGGCUGAUACACCAGGGCCUGAAGAUGGUGGCGUCAAGGCGUCCCCAGUGCCCAGUGACCCCGAGAAGCCAGGCACUCCGGGUGAAGGGAUGCUUAGCUCUGACUUAGAUAGGAUUCCCACCGAAGAACUGCCCAAGAUGGAAUCCAAGGACCUACAGCAGCUCUUCAAGGAUGUUCUGGGUUCUGAACGAGAGCAGCACCUGGGUUGUGGGACCCCUGGCCCAGACGGCAGCCGGACACCGCUGCAGAGGCCCUUUCUUCAAGGUGGACUCCCUUUGGGCAAUCUCCCCUCCAGCAGCCCAAUGGACUCCUACCCGGGCCUCUGCCAGUCCCCGUUCCUGGAUUCUAGGGAGCGCGGGGGCUUCUUUAGCCCGGAACCCGGUGAGCCAGACAGCCCCUGGACAGGCUCAGGGGGCACCACGCCCUCCACCCCCACCACCCCCACCACGGAGGGUGAGGGCGACGGGCUCUCCUAUAACCAGCGGAGCCUUCAGCGCUGGGAGAAGGAUGAGGAGUUGGGCCAGCUCUCCACCAUCUCGCCUGUGCUCUAUGCCAACAUUAACUUUCCUAAUCUCAAGCAGGAUUACCCAGACUGGUCUAGCCGUUGCAAACAAAUCAUGAAGCUCUGGAGAAAAGUUCCAGCUGCUGACAAAGCCCCCUACCUGCAAAAGGCCAAAGAUAACCGCGCGGCUCACCGCAUCAACAAGGUGCAAAAGCAGGCUGAGAGCCAGAUCAACAAGCAGACCAAGGUGGGCGACAUGGCCCGUAAGACUGACCGACCGGCCCUACAUCUCCGCAUUCCCCCCCAGCCAGGGGCACUGGGCAGUCCGCCUCCCGCUGCUGCCCCCACCAUUUUCAUUGGCAGCCCCACAACCCCCGCCGGCUUGUCUACCUCUGCGGAUGGGUUCCUGAAGCCGCCGGCGGGCACAGUGCCCGGCCCCGACUCGCCCGGUGAGCUCUUCCUCAAGCUCCCACCCCAGGUGCCCGCCCAAGUGCCUUCGCAGGACCCCUUUGGACUGGCCCCCGCCUACGCUCUGGAGCCCCGCUUCCCCACGGCACCACCCACCUACCCUCCCUAUCCUAGUCCAACUGGGGCCCCCACGCAGCCCCUGACGCUGGGCGCCUCAUCUCGUCCUGGGACUGGCCAGCCAGGGGAAUUCCACACUACCCCACCUGGCACCCCCCGACACCAGCCCUCCACACCUGACCCCUUUCUCAAACCUCGCUGCCCCUCACUGGACAACCUGGCUGUGCCUGAGAGCCCAGGGAUAGGGGGAGGCAAGGCUGCCGAGCCCCUGCUGUCGCCCCCGCCUUUUGGGGAGUCUCGGAAGGCCCUAGAGGUGAAGAAGGAAGAGCUCGGGGCAUCCUCUCCUAGCUAUGGGCCCCCAAACCUAGGUUUUGUUGACUCACCUUCCUCAGGCCCUCACCUGGGCAGCCUGGAGUUAAAGGCACCUGAUGUCUUCAAAGCCCCUCUCACCCCUCGGGCAUCUCAGGUAGAGCCCCAGAGCCCGGGCUUGGGCCUAAGGCCCCAGGAGCCACCCCCUGCCCAGGCUUUGGCCCCUUCUUCCCCCGGCCACUCGGACAUCUUUCGCCCUGGCCCCUACCCUGACCCCUAUGCCCAGCCCCCAUUGACCCCUCGGCCCCAGCCCCCACCCCCUGAGAGCUGCUGUGCCCCGCCCCCCCGCUCGUUGCCCUCAGACCCUUUCUCCCGAGUGCCCGCCAGUCCCCAGUCCCAGUCCAGCUCCCAGUCCCCAUUAACCCCCCGUCCUUUGUCUGCCGAGGCUUUUUGCCCAUCUCCUGUUACCCCUCGCUUCCAGUCCCCUGAUCCCUAUUCCCGUCCACCCUCACGCCCUCAGUCCCGUGACCCAUUUGCCCCCUUGCAUAAGCCACCCCGACCCCAGCCCCCUGAAGUUGCCUUCAAGGCUGGGCCUCUAGCCCACACUCCUCUGGGGGCUGGGGGCUUCCCAGCAGCCCUGCCCUCAGGGCCGGCAGGUGAGCUCCAUGCUAAGGUCCCAAGUGGGCAGCCGCCCAAUUUCGCCCGGUCCCCUGGGACGGGUGCUUUUGUGGGUACCCCCUCUCCCAUGCGUUUCACUUUCCCUCAGGCGGUAGGGGAGCCUUCCCUAAAGCCCCCCGUCCCUCAGCCUGCUCUCCCUCCACCCCAUGGGAUCAACAGCCAUUUUGGGCCCGGCCCUACCUUGGGCAAGCCUCAAAGCACAAACUACGCAGUAGCCACAGGGAACUUCCACCCAUCGGGCAGCCCCCUGGGAUCCAGCAGUGGGCCCACAGGAGAGGGCUUUGGGCUGUCCCCGCUACGUCCCCCAUCAGUCCUACCACCACCUGCACCCGAUGGAUCCCUCCCCUACCUGUCCCAUGGAGCCUCACAGAGGGCAGGCAUCACCUCUCCAGUUGAUAAGCGAGAAGACCCAGGGGCUGGAAUGGGCGGCUCUUUGGCGGCACCCGAACUUCCAGGUACCCAGGACCCAGGCAUGUCCAGCCUCAGCCAAACAGAACUGGAGAAGCAGCGGCAGCGCCAGCGACUCCGGGAGCUGCUGAUUCGGCAGCAGAUCCAGCGCAACACCCUGCGGCAGGAGAAGGAGACAGCUGCGGCAGCUGCAGGAGCGGUGGGGCCCACAGGCAGCUGGGGUGCUGAGCCCAGCAGCCCUGCCUUUGAGCAGCUGAGUCGAGGCCAGGCCCCCUUCGCCGGGACCCAGGACAAGAGUAACCUUGUGGGGCUGCCCCCAAGCAAGUUGGGUGGCCCCAUUGUGGGCCCGGGGGCUUUCCCCGGUGACGACCGACUCUCCCGGCCACCUCCACCAGCCACCCCUUCUUCUAUGGAUGUGAACAACCGGCAACUGGUGGGAGGCUCCCAAGCCUUCUAUCAGCGGGCACCCUACCCCGGCUCCCUGCCCUUACAGCAGCAGCAGCAGCAGCUGUGGCAGCAGCAGCAGCAGGCGGCGGCCACAGCAGCGACCUCCGUGCGACUUGCCAUGUCUACCCGCUUCCCAUCAACUCCCGGGCCCGAACUUGGCCGCCAAGCCCUAGGUUCCCCCUUGGCGGGAAUUCCCACCCGCCUGCCUGGCCCCGGGGAGCCAGUGCCUGGUCCAUCUGGUCCUGCCCAGUUCAUUGAGUUGCGGCACAAUGUACAGAAAGGACUAGGACCUGGGGGGGCUCCGUUUCCUGGUCAGGGCCCCCCUCAGAGGCCCCGGUUUUACCCAGUAAGUGAGGACUCCCACCGAAUGGCUCCUGAAGGGCUUCGAGGCCUAGCAGUAUCUGGCCUCCCCCCGCAGAAACCCUCAGCGCCCCCGGCCCCUGAACUGAACAACAGUCUCCAUCCAAUGCCCCACACCAAAGGUCCCUCCCUGCCCACUGGCUUGGAGCUGGUUAGCCGGCCCCCCUCAGGCACUGAGCUUGGCCGCCCCCCUCCUCUGGCCCUGGAAGCUGGGAAGUUACCCUGCGAGGAUCCCGAGCUGGACGAUGACUUUGAUGCCCACAAGGCCCUAGAGGAUGAUGAGGAGCUUGCUCACCUGGGUCUGGGUGUGGAUGUGGCCAAGGGAGAUGAUGAGCUGGGCACCUUGGAAAACCUGGAGACCAAUGACCCCCACCUGGAUGACCUGCUCAACGGGGAUGAGUUUGACCUGCUGGCCUAUACUGAUCCUGAGCUGGACACUGGGGACAAGAAGGACAUCUUCAAUGAGCACCUAAGGCUGGUGGAGUCGGCCAAUGAGAAGGCUGAGCGGGAGGCCCUGCUGCGGGGGGUGGAGCCAGUACCCUUGGGCCCUGAGGAACGCCCUCCCCCUGCUGCUGAUGCGUCUGAGCCCCGUCUGGCAUCGGUGCUUCCUGAGGUGAAGCCCAAGGUGGAGGAAGGUGGGCGCCACCCUUCCCCUUGCCAGUUCGCCAUUACCACCCCCAAGGUAGAACCAGCACCUGCCACCACUUCCCUAGGCCUGGGGCUGAAGCCAGGACAGAGCGUGAUGGGCAGCCGGGACACCCGGAUGGGCACGGGACCCUUUUCCAGCAGUGGGCACACAACUGAGAAGGGCCCUUUUGGGGCCACGGGAGGCCCACCAGCUCACCUGCUGACCCCCAGCCCGCUGAGUGGCCCAGGAGGGUCCUCCCUGCUGGAAAAGUUUGAGCUAGAGAGUGAGGCCUUGACCUUGCCCAGUGGCCAUGCCGCAUCCGGGGAUGAGCUGGACAAGAUGGAGAGCUCGCUGGUAGCCAGUGAGUUACCCUUGCUCAUCGAGGACCUGCUGGAGCAUGAGAAGAAGGAGCUGCAGAAGAAGCAGCAGCUUUCGGCACAGCUGCAGCCUGCUCAGCAGCAACAGCAGCAACAUUCCUUGCUGUCCACACCAGGCCCUGCCCAGACCAUGUCUUUGCCGCACGAGGGCUCUUCUCCCAGUUUGGCUGGGCCCCAACAGCAGCUUGCCCUAGGACUUGGAGGGUCCCGACAGCCAGGCUUGGCCCAGCCCCUGAUGCCCACCCAGCCACCAGCACAUGCCCUGCCGCAGCGCCUGGCCCCAUCCAUGGCCAUGGUGUCCAAUCAGGGGCAUAUGCUAAGUGGGCAGCACGGGGGGCAGGCAGGCUUGGGGCCCCAGCAGAGCUCACAGCCGGCGCUGGCACAGAAGCCCAUGGGUACCAUGCCCCCUUCCAUGUGCAUGAAACCUCAGCAGCUGGCUAUGCAGCAGCAGCUGGCUAACAGCUUCUUCCCGGACACAGAUCUGGACAAAUUUGCGGCGGAAGAUAUCAUCGAUCCCAUUGCGAAGGCCAAGAUGGUGGCUUUGAAAGGCAUCAAGAAGGUGAUGGCUCAGGGCAGCAUUGGAGUGGCACCUGGUAUGAACAGGCAGCAAGUGUCCCUGCUAGCCCAGAGACUCUCGGGGGGGCCCGGCAGUGAUCUACAGAACCACGUGGCAGCUGGGAGUGGCCAGGAACGGAGUGCUGGUGACCCCUCCCAGCCUCGUCCCAAUCCACCCACCUUUGCCCAGGGAGUGAUCAAUGAGGCUGACCAGCGGCAGUAUGAAGAGUGGCUGUUUCAUACCCAGCAGCUCCUGCAGAUGCAGCUGAAGGUGCUAGAGGAGCAGAUUGGCGUGCACCGCAAGUCCCGGAAGGCUCUGUGUGCCAAGCAGCGCACUGCCAAAAAGGCUGGCCGUGAGUUCCCGGAGGCUGAUGCUGAGAAGCUCAAGCUGGUUACAGAGCAGCAGAGCAAGAUCCAGAAACAACUGGAUCAGGUCCGGAAGCAGCAGAAGGAGCACACUAACCUCAUGGCAGAGUAUCGGAAUAAGCAGCAGCAGCAGCAGCAGCAGCAGCACUCGGCCGUGUUGGCCCUUAGCCCAUCCCAGAGUCCCCGGCUCCUCACCAAGCUCCCUGGUCAGCUGCUCCCGGGCCAUGGGCUGCAGCCACCACAGGGGCCUCCGGGUGGGCAAGCUGCAGGUCUUCGCCUGCCCCCAGGGGGCAUGACACUCCCUGGACAGCCUGGUGGCCCUUUCCUCAACACCUCCCUGGCCCAGCAGCAGCAACAGCAACAUUCUGGUGGGGCUGGGGCCUUGGCUGGCCCCUCGGGGGGCUUUUUCCCCGGCAACCUUGCUCUUCGAGGCCUAGGACCCGAUUCGAGACUUCUACAGGAAAGGCAGCUGCAGCUCCAGCAGCAGCGCAUGCAGCUAGCCCAGAAACUGCAGCAGCAGCAGCAGCAGCAGCAGCAGCAGCACCUCCUGGGACAGGUGGCAGUCCAGCAGCAACAGCAGCAGAGCCUGGGCGUACAGGCAAACCAGGCUCUGGGUCCCAAGCCCCAGGGACUUCUGCCUCCCAGCAGCCAUCCGGGCCUCUUGGUCCAGCAGCUGUCCCCGCAACCACCCCAGGGGCCCCAGGGCAUGCUGGGCCCUGCCCAGGUGGCAGUGUUGCAGCAGCAGCAGCAGCACCCUGGAGCUUUGGGCCCCCAGGGUCCUCACAGACAGGUGCUUCUGACCCAGUCCCGGGUGCUGAGUUCCCCCCAGCUGGCGCAGCAGGCUCAGGGCCUUAUGGGACACCGGCUGGUCACGGCCCAGCAGCAGCAGCACCAACACCAACAGCAGGGAUCCAUGGCGGGCCUUUCCCAUCUGCAGCAGGGCCUGAUGCCGCAUGCUGGGCAGCCCAAACUCAGCACUCAGCCCAUGGCCGCCUUGCAGCAGCAGCAGCAGCUCCAGCAGCAGCAGCAGCAGCAGCAGCAGCAGCAGCAGCAGCAACUCCAGCAGCAGCAGCAGCAGCAGCUCCAGCAGCAGCAGCAGCAGCAGCAGCAGCAGCAGCAGCAACAGUUUCAGCAGCAGCAGCUCCAGCAACAGCAGCAAUUUCAGCAGCAGCAAUUUCAGCAGCAGCCGCAGCCGCAGUCACAGCAGCAGAUGGGCCUCUUGAACCAGAGUCGAACUUUACUGUCUCCGCCACAGCAGCCGCAGCCACAGCCGCAGCCGCAGGGGCCCCUCGGCCCGGGCAUGCCGGCCAAGGCUGCGCAACACUUUUCUAGCCCUGGAGCCCUGGGUGCCGCCGUCCUGACGGGCAAGGAGCAGAGCAUGGUAGAGACGGCUGUUCCUCCAGAGGCCACGGAGGGGCCAUCCACACAUCAGGGGGCGCCGCUAGCCCUAGGGGCUGUUCCCGAGUCGGCGGCCACCGAGCCUGGGGAGGUGAAGCCCUCGCUCUCUGGGGACUCGCAGCUCCUGCUUGUCCAGCCGCAGGCCCAGCCGCAGCCCAGCCCUGCGCAGCUACAGCCGUCUCUGAGGCUCCCAGGGCCCCAGCAGCAGCAAGUUAACUUGCUCCACACGGCAGGUGUGGGAAGCCAUGGGCAGGCGGGCAGCGGCUCAUCCUCAGAGGCCUCAGCCAUGCCUCACCUGCUGGCCCAGUCCUCUGUUCCUUUAGGGGAGCAGCCUGGGACCAUGACCCAGAACCUUCUGGGCUCCCAACAACCCCUUGGACUAGAGCGGCCGGUGCAAAAUAACGCAGGGCCACAGCCUGCCAAAGCAGGAUCUGUCCCCCAGUCUGGUCCGGGCCUGCCCGGGCCUGGAGUCAUGCCAACGGUGGGUCAGCUUCGAGCGCAGCUCCAAGGAGUCCUAGCCAAAAACCCCCAGCUGCGGCACUUGAGCCCGCAGCAGCAGCAGCAGCUACAGGCGCUCCUCAUGCAACGGCAGCUGCAGCAGAGUCCGGCAGUGCGCCAGGCACCCCCCUACCAGGAGCCCGGGGCCCAGCCCUCUCCCCUCCAGGGCCUCCUGGGCCGCCAGCCCCAGCUUGGGGGCUUCCCUGGAUCCCAGACUGGCCCCCUCCAGGAGCUAGGGGCGGGGCUUCGACCUCAGGGCCCACCCCGGCUCCCCGCCCCACAAGGAGCCUUAGCCGCAGGACCGGUCCUCGGCCCUGUCCAUCCCACACCUCCACCAUCCAGCCCCCAAGAGCCAAAGAGACCUUCCUCACAGCCCCCCGGAGCCAGCCCCCUCGUCCCAUCCCAGCUCCCCUCUGAGGCCCAGCUCCCCCCUACCCAGCCAGGGACCCCAAAACCCCAGGGGCCAUCCUUGGAGCUGCCUCCUGGGAGGGUCUCACCUGCUGCUGCCCAGCUUGCGGAUACCUUCUUUGGCAAGGGGCUGGGACCUUGGGACCCCCCAGACAACCUAGUAGAAGCCCAGAAGCCAGAGCAGAGCAGCCUGGCACCUGGACAUCUGGAGCAGGUGAACGGGCAGGCAGUGCCUGAGCCACCCCAUCUCAGCAUCAAGCAGGAGCCUCGGGAGGAGCCAUGUGCCCUGGGAGCCCAGGCAGUGAAGAGGGAGGCCAACGGGGAGCCAAUAGGGGCACCAGGUACCAGCAACCACCUCCUGCUGGCAGGCACCCGCUCAGAGGCCGGGCAUCUGCUCUUGCAGAAGCUUCUACGGGCAAAGAAUGUGCAACUCAGCACUGGGCGGGGGCCCGAGGGGCUGCGAGCUGAGAUCAACGGGCACAUUGACAGCAAGCUGGCUGGGCUGGAGCAGAAACUACAGGGUACCCACAGCAGCAAGGAGGAUACAGCAGCAAGGAAGCCUGUGACAGCGAAGCCCAAGCGGGUGCAGAAGGCAAGCGACAGGUUGGUGAGCUCCCGAAAGAAGCUGCGGAAGGAGGACGGGGUCAGGGCCAGCGAGGCCUUGCUGAAACAGCUGAAACAGGAGCUGUCCCUGCUGCCCCUAACGGAGCCUACCAUCACCGCCAAUUUUAGCCUCUUUGCUCCCUUCGGCAGUGGCUGCCCGGUCAAUGGGCAGUGCCAGCUGAGGGGGGCCUUUGGAAGUGGGGCACUGCCCACUGGCCCUGACUACUAUUCCCAGCUGCUUACCAAGAAUAACCUGAGUAACCCGCCGACACCACCCUCGUCGCUGCCCCCCACCCCACCCCCAUCGGUGCAGCAGAAGAUGGUGAAUGGUGUCACUCCAUCUGAAGAGCUGGGGGAACACCCCAAGGAUGCUGCCUCUGCCCGGGAUACUGAAGGGACACUGAGGGAUGCUUCAGAGGUGAAGAGUCUAGACCUGCUGGCUGCCUUGCCUACACCCCCUCACAAUCAGACUGAGGAUGUCAGGAUGGAAAGCGAUGAGGACAGCGAUUCUCCUGAUAGCAUUGUGCCAGCUUCGUCCCCCGAAAGCAUCCUGGGGGAGGAGGCCCCUCGUUUCCCUCAGCUGGGCUCAGGCCGGUGGGAGCAGGAAGACCGGGCUCUCUCCCCUGUCAUCCCCAUCAUUCCUCGGGCCAGUAUCCCAGUCUUCCCAGAUACCAAACCUUACGGGGCCCUGGACCUGGAGGCCCCUGGAAAGCUGCCUGCCACAGCUUGGGAAAAGGGCAAAGGAAGUGAGGUGUCAGUCAUGCUGACAGUCUCUGCCGCUGCGGCCAAGAACCUGAAUGGUGUGAUGGUGGCAGUGGCAGAGCUGCUAAGCAUGAAGAUCCCCAACUCCUAUGAGGUGCUGUUUCCAGAGAGCCCUGCCCGGGCGGGCAUUGAACCUAAGAAGGGGGAAGCUGAGGGCCCUGGAGGGAAAGAAAAGGGUCUGGGAGGCAAGAGCCCAGAAGCUGGCCCUGAUUGGCUGAAGCAGUUUGAUGCAGUAUUGCCCGGCUAUACCCUCAAGAGCCAGCUAGACAUCUUGAGCCUCCUGAAACAGGAGAGCCCCGCCCCAGAGCCACCCACCCAACACAGCUACACCUACAACGUCUCCAAUCUGGAUGUGCGACAGCUCUCCGCCCCGCCUCCUGAAGAGCCCUCCCCGCCCCCGUCCCCCUUGGCACCCUCUCCUGCCAGCCCCCCUGCCGAGCCCCUGGUUGAACUCCCGGCUGAACCCUCAGCUGAGCCACCGGUCCCAUCGCCCCUGCCACUGGCCUCAUCCCCUGAAUCGGCCCGACCCAAGCCCCGAGCCCGGCCCCCUGAAGAAGGUGAAGAUUCCCGGCCCCCUCGCCUCAAGAAGUGGAAGGGGGUGCGCUGGAAGCGGCUGCGGCUGCUGCUGACCAUCCAGAAGGGCAGCGGGCGGCAGGAGGAUGAGCGGGAAGUGGCGGAGUUUAUGGAACAGCUUGGCACGGCCCUGCGACCUGACAAGGUGCCUCGUGACAUGCGGCGCUGCUGCUUCUGUCACGAGGAGGGUGAUGGGGCCACUGAUGGGCCUGCCCGCCUGCUGAACCUGGACCUGGACCUGUGGGUGCACCUCAACUGUGCCCUGUGGUCCACGGAGGUCUACGAGACUCAGGGCGGGGCGCUGAUGAACGUGGAGGUGGCCCUGCACCGAGGACUGCUAACCAAGUGCUCCCUGUGCCAGCGCACCGGUGCCACCAGCAGCUGCAAUCGAAUGCGGUGCCCCAGUGUCUACCAUUUUGCCUGCGCCAUCCGCGCCAAGUGCAUGUUCUUCAAGGACAAGACCAUGCUGUGUCCAAUGCAUAAGAUCAAGGGGCCCUGUGAGCAGGAGCUGAGCUCUUUUGCUGUCUUCCGGCGCGUCUACAUCGAGCGGGAUGAGGUGAAGCAAAUCGCCAGCAUCAUCCAGCGGGGAGAGCGGCUGCACAUGUUCCGCGUGGGGGGCCUUGUGUUCCACGCCAUCGGACAGCUGCUGCCUCAUCAGAUGGCUGACUUCCAUAGCGCCACUGCCCUCUAUCCCGUGGGCUACGAGGCCACGCGCAUCUACUGGAGCCUCCGCACCAACAACCGCCGCUGCUGCUACCGCUGCUCCAUCGGCGAGAACAACGGGAGGCCCGAGUUCAUCAUCAAAGUCAUGGAGCAGGGCCUGGAGGACCUGGUCUUCGCCGACGCCUCCCCCCAGGCGGUGUGGAAUCGCAUCAUUGAGCCUGUGGCUGCCAUGAGAAAAGAGGCCGACAUGCUGCGGCUCUUCCCCGAGUACCUGAAAGGCGAGGAGCUCUUUGGGCUUACGGUGCACGCCGUGCUGCGCAUAGCUGAAUCACUGCCUGGAGUGGAGAGCUGUCAAAACUAUUUAUUCCGCUAUGGACGCCACCCCUUGAUGGAGCUGCCACUCAUGAUCAAUCCCACUGGUUGUGCCCGAUCGGAGCCUAAAAUCCUCACACACUACAAACGGCCUCACACCCUGAACAGCACCAGCAUGUCCAAGGCAUAUCAGAGCACCUUCACAGGCGAGACCAACACCCCAUACAGCAAGCAGUUUGUGCACUCCAAGUCAUCACAGUACCGGCGCCUACGCACUGAGUGGAAGAACAACGUGUACCUGGCUCGCUCCCGUAUCCAGGGCCUGGGGCUCUACGCUGCCAAGGACCUAGAAAAGCACACAAUGGUCAUCGAAUAUAUUGGCACCAUCAUUCGCAAUGAGGUGGCCAACCGGCGGGAGAAAAUCUAUGAGGAGCAGAAUCGAGGCAUCUACAUGUUCCGAAUAAACAACGAACAUGUGAUUGAUGCUACGUUGACCGGAGGCCCUGCCAGGUACAUUAACCAUUCCUGUGCCCCUAACUGUGUGGCGGAAGUUGUGACGUUUGACAAGGAGGAUAAAAUCAUCAUCAUCUCCAGCCGGCGAAUCCCCAAAGGAGAGGAGCUGACCUAUGACUAUCAGUUUGACUUUGAGGACGAUCAGCACAAGAUCCCCUGCCACUGUGGAGCCUGGAAUUGUCGAAAAUGGAUGAACUAAGAAGCUUAGAGGCUACCAGGCAGGGGAGUCCCCCCACCCCCAACCUCUUCCCUGAAAGGGAUGAGGGGGAAGAGAGGUAGCAGCCAGAGCCAGGACCCAGGGCUGGGGCUGCCGGCUGACCGGAGCCCCUGGAGCAGGAGGCUGGGGCAGAGGGCCCUAGGCCAAGCCCACCCUGGGCACCAGGGACAACCCUCUUCCCCGCCACCGGCCCCCAGGCUGGCAUCUCUGCCCCCAGCUCCAGGAGGGGCCAGACAGAAGCAGCCAUUGGGCAUCUCAGGUUUGAGGGGGAUAUGGGCCGGGAAAUACCCAGAAGCAACUGGGAGGCAGCAGGGAGGGGGGAGGAGGAUGUGUGGCCGGGCCUCACAGCCCUGCUGCUCCCACCGACCUCUCCGGCCCGACUCGAGGCUGCAAAGAGACUUGACUAAGCUUGACAAUCCCAAAGGCCGGGUCCCACACCUGGCCCUGCCUGCCGGGUCCUGCCCCCACCCUCACUCCCAUCCCCUUCCCUCUCAAUCUGUCUCUGUCUCCCUCUUCUCCUCUGUGUUUCUGUCUCUCUAUGGGUUGUGUUUCCUUGUUUUCCACUCUGACAAAUGCAACAUGAACGGGAAAGAGGCGCCCAGCUGCCCAGGAGGGCAAGUCAGGCAAGCCGGGCAAGGAGACCCCGCACCCACACCUACCUCAUUUAAGUGUUGGAUUUUUUGCUGUUUUGAAAUGUGAGACCCUCUCCAAGCCCCCUACUGCCCCGACCCUCUCUUCCGCCUCACUGCCCUCUUCUGAGUGGGUGGAAGGGGGGUAGGAAGAGGAAGAAAAACAACAACAAAAAAUCCAUCUUUGUUUUUAAUUAUGGGCAUGGGAUGGUGGUUGAGGCUAAUGAUGAUGAAGAUUGGGGAUAACUGGCCCCUAGUUGCUCUAGGACUUCCUUCUCCAUCUGGACAUGGGGGCAGGAGGGGUGUGCUAAACCUAGGACCAGGAUAUCUCCCUCCUGUUUUCCCAACCCCAUCAUGAGCCCAUUUGCCCUCCAGCCCCUGGAUGGGGUGGAUGGGUGGUAGGGUGAGGGCUAUCCCUGAGUGGCAUGCCCAUACCCAGUGAGGCAGGGUGUGGCCCGGAGCUCCCACUUUCCCUCAGUCACCAAACUGCUGCUGGUCUGGUGGGAAGGGGUGGUGAUGUGGGGGUGGGGAGCUUAGUGUCAGCGCGGGGAGGGUGGGGGGUAUUUAUCUAUUUAUACAUGGGAUUGUACAUAGUCUUGUGGGGAAUGGGGGAGCCGGCUGGAGGUGAGAACCCUCCCCUCUCCCCCCACCCCCGGGGAGAGCAAAUGUAAAACUACUAAUUUUUGUGCUUUAUAUAUUCUAUAUAAAUAUAUCUAUUUUCUUUUUACAAAACCAGUUUAUAAAUGGUAGGGGGGCGUGGGGCGGACACAUGGAGCUCCCCUUGUGGGGGGGCCCCCUCCAUUACCCAACCUACCGCCCUUUUCCUCACCCCCUCCUCCCCACCCCCUGGCUGUGACUGCUGUAAGGUGGGGGUAUAGAGGCUGGGCAAUUCUCACCCCCGUUGUAUAGUUGGACUAUGUUAUAACGCACAAAAGUGAGCUGGCCCCAGGGGGAGCCAGAGGGUGAUGGGUUCCCUGCCUCCCUUUCCUUCCCCCUUUCUGCCCAAGCUUGUGCUGCAGUUGAACCUCUUCCUGGGGGGUAGGGGUAGGUUGGGGGUGGGUGAGGCCCCAGACCCCCUCAAGUAGGGAGCGUGGGGAUGAAGAUGAAGCUUAUAUGCAGUUCUCUCCUAGGGGCUGUGGGCAAAGGGCAUUUUGUAAUUAAUAUUUUCAAGAAUCAAAUGUCUGGAGUGUAGGGGUGGGCUUGGUGGCGGUGGAUGGGCGGGCCUGCUGGAGGGGGAGCAAGGUCGCUGUUGUGAUUUUAGGUUUUGUUUUGUUUUGUUUUUGAAUUUGGGGGGUUGCGGAUUGAUGGGGGUAGGGAGAUUUUUUUUUUUUUUUAAAGCUGCUUCCUCAACUGUUUCAAGCUGCAAAUCUUUAAGAGAAUAACAUCCCCCCACCCCCACAGAAACCACUGUCAUUAAAUCAGACAGUGGGGAGACUGGGCUGCUGCCCCCAAAGCCAUUGGAUAUUCCUUUUCCAAGAGCAAAAGGUCUAGGCUACAGGGAGGGGGAAGAUUGGCUCCUGUGAGUCAGGCUCUGGUUGGGGCUUGGGCCCUGGGAUUGGGAAAAGGGGAUGGGGCAGACUUUGUAAGCAUAUGCUAGGUAUCCGAUAGUCCUGUAGAAUUUAGUGAAGAAACCUAUACAGUUUUUAAUUUUUAUAUAAACUAACUCAGACCCAGGCUACAAGGUUGGAAUUUUGGUUGUUGGUUUUUUUGUUUUGUUUUGUUUUUAAGUACCCCGCCUGUAUAAUUGCAUCUGAAUUCCCUCCUCUCCCUCCCCCGCCUCCCUCCCCCCAUGUUUUUAUUUUAGGUUGGUUUACACUUGCACAUAUUCAAUUUUCAGUUUUUCCCUUUUACAGUCUUCUCCCCUCACCUCCAGGACCCUCCCCCUUUUUAAAAAAUAAAUCGCUGACAAGUGUGAAUCCCGUGAAGACUUUAUUUUGUGUUGUGUGUAUCCUGUACAGCAAGGUUGGUCCUUCGUAACAACGGAUGAAAUGAUUCCCUUUUUUAAAGCGCCCUCUCUCCCUCCACCCCCAGCGCCCUGUCCUUGGCAUGUUUUGUAUCAGCGAUCAUUCUGAACUGUACAUAAUUUAUGUUGCAAGAGGCAAAGGGCAAGUUUUGGAUUUUGCUUCUUCCAAGUUUGUUUUUAAACGACAAAUAAAAAAGAACAUUUUAAAUACAA